AGCAAAGCCGGAAAAAAGAUGUCAAGUCAAAGCAGCAUGCUGCUGCCCGACUUUCUCACUACUGCAGAGCUAUUAAAGCAAGGCGCCGAAGCGCGAGUAUACCGGGCUGUGUUUCUAGGGAAGCCGACUAUCGUGAAAGAACGCUUCCCGAAACGUUACAGGCACGCGGUGUUGGACGAAAAACUGACACACCGUCGAACCGUGCAAGAGGUUCGUUCGAUUCUUCGCUGCCGAAGAGCAGGCAUAUCAGCUCCCGUCGUGUACUUUGUGGACUACACCUCCCACUGCAUUUUCAUGGAGGAAAUCGUGGCUUCGACAACAGUGCGUGACCACAUUGUUUCCGCUCAGCGGUCCGCUUCCUCCUGUUCUGAACUGGAGCAUCUGGCUAAGAGGAUGGGUCACAUCUUGGCCAAAAUGCACGACCAAGACGUCAUCCACGGUGACCUCACCACCUCCAACGUGCUGCUGAGCUGUCCACCGGAGAACGGCCGGUCCGAUCUGGUCCUCAUCGACUUUGGUUUGAGUUACAUCUCCACGCUGCCCGAGGAUAAGGGGGUAGAUUUGUAUGUGCUGGAGAAAGCUUUCCUCAGUACUCAUCCCAACACAGAGGCGUUGUUUGAGACGCUACUCCAGAGCUACACAGCCUCAUCCAAAAAAUCACAAGCGGUCAUUAAAAAGCUUGAUGAAGUUCGUUUGAGGGGGAGAAAGAGGUCUAUGGUGGGAUGAAAGGCUGAAGCGAAAUAUUUGAAUAAAAAAGUCGCUAACAUUU
This is a messenger RNA of Syngnathus acus (greater pipefish), 769 nucleotides long. It is a transcript of the gene tp53rk, whose product is annotated as TP53 regulating kinase. The record is from RefSeq and is a predicted model, not a curated record. Gene Ontology annotation, cellular component: nucleus; cytosol; EKC/KEOPS complex. Gene Ontology annotation, molecular function: ATP binding; protein serine/threonine kinase activity. Lineage: Eukaryota; Metazoa; Chordata; Actinopteri; Syngnathiformes; Syngnathidae. Bases 19 to 726 code for a protein of 235 amino acids. The transcript is spliced from 2 exons. Gene Ontology annotation, biological process: protein phosphorylation.